Molecule: messenger RNA, 1026 nt
Organism: Exophiala bonariae
Lineage: Eukaryota; Fungi; Ascomycota; Eurotiomycetes; Chaetothyriales; Herpotrichiellaceae
Exons: 4
Coding region: 1-1026 (341 amino acids)
Biological process (GO): carbohydrate metabolic process
Molecular function (GO): hydrolase activity, hydrolyzing O-glycosyl compounds
Source: RefSeq, a predicted model, not a curated record
AUGGAUGGCCGUCGACAGGAGGGUGGCCACAUCACUCACACAGCUGGAAAGUUGUACUUUGGGAGCGCAACAGAUCAGCCAGGCACUGGUGAAGACGACAACAUCCUGUACCAGACCAUUCUUAACAAUACUCGCAUCUUUGGCCAAAUCACCCCUGCAAACUACAUGAAGUUCUUCGCCACCGAGCCAGAGCAGGGGGUAUUCAACUUCACCGGGGGACAAGUUGCAGUCGACAUUGCCAAGGACCAUGGGAAAUACCUCCGAUGUCAUAACCUCGUGUGGAACUCUCAGUUGAGUGACUGGGUUGUGAAUGGUACCUGGACACCGGAGACCCUGACAGCAGUCAUGGAAAACCAUAUCAAGACCUUGAUUACCCAUUUCCAAGAUGACUGCUAUGCUUGGGAUGUUAUCAAUGAAGCGGUUGCCUCAAAUGGUAGCUUUUCGUCUAGUAUUUGGUAUGAUACCAUUGGACCCGAAUACUUUUUCCUCGCAUUCCAGUUCGCACAAGAGGCAGUCGAGGCCACCGGCAAAGACAUCAAACUGUACUAUAACGAUUAUGGUAUUGAAGAUACCGGCAACAAGACACAAGCAGUGUACGGUCUGAUCAAGGAACUAAAGUCCAGAGGUAUUCGCAUCGAUGGUGUCGGUCUGGAGUCUCACUUCAUCGUCGGAUCAACACCCAGCCGUGAAGAGCAGGUCGCAGCCAAACAGGGAUAUGUCAGCCUCGGGGUUGAGGUUGCCAUCACAGAACUUGACGUUCGUUUCGAACAAGCAAAUGCCACCAACUCGACAGGAUUUGCCAUUCAGGCUCAGGACUAUUACGAUUCAGUGGCCAGUUGUAUGGACGUUGAUGGAUGCGUGGGAGUGACGGUAUGGGAUUUCGACGACCAGUAUUCCUGGAUUCCUGGAACUUUCCCUGGUCAAGGUGCAGCAACACUUUACAACGCAGACUUCACGAGAAAGCCAGCGUACUACGCAGUGGGGGAUGCUCUCCAAGGUGCCCCAUGCUCAGUAUGUUCUGCCUGA